CAUCGUAAUCCCAUCCGUUUAUAUAUAAUCCAAGACAAAACUUCACAUAUCAUCACAUAUAUACACAAAAAUCAAAAGAAGAAGAAACGUUAUGGCGAGCUUGCUAGAUAAAGCCAAGGACUUCGUGGCGGAUAAACUCACCACGAUCCCUAAACCGGAGGGUUCCGUUACUGACGUUGAUCUUAAAGACGUGAACCGUGACUCCGUCGAGUACUUGGCCAAAGUUUCCGUCACUAAUCCUUACAGUCAUUCCAUUCCGAUCUGUGAGAUCAGUUUCACUUUCCACAGCGCCGGCAGGGAGAUAGGAAAGGGGAAGAUACCAGACCCGGGUUCUUUGAAAGCUAAGGACAUGACAGCUCUUGAUAUUCCGGUGGUGGUGCCGUAUAGUAUACUCUUCAACCUGGCUCGAGACGUUGGUGUGGACUGGGACAUUGACUACGAGCUUCAAAUAGGUCUCACCAUUGACCUCCCUGUCGUGGGCGAGUUUACCCUCCCUAUUUCCAGCAAGGGUGAAAUCAAGCUUCCUACUUUCAAAGAUUUCUUCUGAUCUUUUUGAUCUAGCUCUACUUGAUGACCUCUAAAAGCCAUCAUCGUUAUUAUAUAUGGUGACGAUGAUACUGCAUGUAACGAAUGGGUCUUGCCUAUAUAUAUAAUCAAUAAAUGUUAAUUUUUGUCAUAUCAUGUGAUAUAAUAAUUAAAUCAAUGUUUUAUGAUUUCAGUUA
Molecule: messenger RNA, 722 nt
Organism: Capsella rubella
Lineage: Eukaryota; Viridiplantae; Streptophyta; Magnoliopsida; Brassicales; Brassicaceae
Product: probable desiccation-related protein LEA14
Exons: 2
Coding region: 92-547 (151 amino acids)
Biological process (GO): response to desiccation
Cellular component (GO): cytosol
Source: RefSeq, a predicted model, not a curated record